ACGCCUAAGAGACUCCGAGGAGGCGGAGCCGCGCGCGAACGGACGGUGGCCGCGUUGGGACCGCGCUCACCCGGCGCGAAAGCGUCCGCCGAGGCUCCCAGCGGGUCCCCCGGGCCGGCUGCGGGCUUCAGGCCGACGGAGAAAGCCGGGGCUCCGCCUGGACGGGAAGGGCGCCUGAUGGAGAGGAAGGGCCGCGGCAGUUCCAAGUCUCAAAAAGCACAGAAACCACAUAAAGAAUGUGUGAGCCAUCAGCCGAUGCCUUGUCACCCGAAGAGAAAUUUGGGGCAAAGUGGGAAUUGUCGGAUCUUAUAUCGUGUAAUGUAUACCUGGAACCGAGGUGGGAGGUUGAAAGAACUUCGUAUUAGGCACCUGGCAAGGAAAUUUUUUUACCUGUGGAAGAGGAAGACAUUUGGAAGAGUCCUGCCAUCCAAGGCCAGGGCCUAUUUUGUUCAGAAAACGCUGCAGAAAACCUUUGGAGAGUGGAAGGAGGAAUGGUGGGUUCUUUGCAGAGAAUGGAAGCUUACCGUCAGAGCUGACUGCCAUCACAGGUAUUUUCUCUACCACAAGGUCUUUCAGGCUUGGAGGUCCUACCUGCUCCAGCAACAAGCGAAGAAGCUCGCCUACCAUAUUGCAGCGGCCCAUGCAACCAAGCAGAAAACCUUCCGGAGUUGGCAGCGUUGGCUGAGCUACGUCCAGCUACGCAGGAUGAAGCAGCGGAUGGACUGGGAGGCCCUGCACUUCCGGCAGCAGAGCACCCUGCGGCUCUCUUGGGGAUUGUGGCAGAAGCAAUGGUGCCGGAGUCAGGUGUACCGUGGGAUGGAGUCCCAGGCCCUCCGGCAGUGGGCGCACAGUGUGCAACUUCGUGCCUGGCUGCAAUGGAAGGCCCUCGACACACAACUCCAGCGGGAAACGGCGGCAGCCAACUGGGCAGCGAGGUGCCUGCAGCACUGGACGAUGCGGCAGGGCUUGAAGUCCUGGCUCCAGUACGUGAACCAGCGGAGGGAGAAGCAGCGCAGGAGCAGGCUGGCUUUGCAGCACCAUCAUGCCCAGCUCCUCCGCUGGCACUUCUCAGCCUGGCGACUGGCAUGGAAACACAAGAAGCAGUCGGAGCACCUCGCCCAGCAGGCGGCUGGCACAGCUUUGCGAAGGGCUUUUGCCCAGUGGAAACUCUAUGUGGCGUUGUGUGCCGAAGAAGCAGAGCGUUACUGGCUGGCUCAAAGCCACCAUAAGCGUCGCCUGCUGAGUUGUGGGUUUCGUGCCUUGCGAAGGAACAUCCGGGAGGCUUCCCUCAAGCAAGUGAGAAGAAAUCUGGCUUGUCAGCAGCACCAGGUCACGCUCACAUCCAGGUUCUGGGCUUGCUGGAGGUCCCGUCUGGAGCAGAAGGAGGACGAGCAGCACCGCCUCCUGACCCUGGCAGCUGUUUCUCACCACAGCCGGAGGCUGCUGCAAAAAUCUCUGCGGAUCUGGAGACAGCGAACCUGCGGGGAAAGAUGGUGGAAGUUACAGCGUGCCAAAGCCGAGCAGCAUCGCCAGGCCGUGCUCUUGACUGCUGCCUUUCAGGCGUGGAAGCUGUUCAAGGAUCACCAGCUCUGGUGGAGGGAAAUGAACAGGGUGGCUGCCAGCUACCACAGGGAGACAUGGACCAGGCGAGUCUUUGCGCAGUGGCUGUUGAGGCAGCGCGAGCAACAGGAGGGACAGGCGGCAGAGAAGAUGGCAACGUUGUGCGCUGAAGAGCGAGUUUUGUCCCAGUUCUGGGGCCGGUGGCACAGGGCCACCCUGGCCUGCCUGGAAGAGCGAGAGGGUGCCUGCUUGGCCAAGGGGCAUCACCGGCAUCGGCUCCUUCGGGCCACUUUGCACCUCUGGAGGGAGAAUGUCUGGGAAAUGAAGAGAGGGCGGGCGAAGGUGGCAGUGGCAUCGUACUUCCAUUCUGAGAAGAUCCUGCGGUGUUCGUGGAGGAAGUGGCGGCAGUACCAGAUGCAGAAGUCUGAGAAGUGGAAGAAGAUGGCCCGAGCCGAGGGGCACUACCAGCAGGCCUUGCUGGGCAGGGUCAUGACGGCUUGGAAGGCAUACCAAAAAAGCAUCCAGGGCGUCCUUCACCAGGUGGCCCAGAAGGAGAGAGACCACAGGCGGGAGCUGCUACGGCAGGUGCUGCGAUCCUGGAAGGAAACCACGGCUGACCUCAGGCAGGAAGCAAAGGCAGCCAGGCUGGCCAGGCAUCAUCACAGGCGGGUCCUUCUCUCCAAGGUGUUGUUCCAGUGGAGGGAGGCAGCUGCGCUGCAGGCUGAUAGCCGAGAAAAGGUGGCUGUGGCUGUGAAGGAAGCCCAGAGGCACUUGCAGACAGGGAGGCUGCGAGGGCUGUUCCUUCGCUGGAGGGAGGCCUCUGCCAGCUCUUCCCAGCAGAGGGGGCAGCUCACCAUGGCAGCCGAGCACCACCGGAGGCAGUUGCUCAGCCGGUGCCUGGAGAGGUGGAAGCAAGAUCAUCUCAGCCGCCUCAGGGUCAUGCUCCUGCAGAGGCAAGGGGAGCAGCUGCUGGCCCGGAGACUUUCUGCAGCCGCCUUUACCUCCUGGAAGGUGCAGCUGGCGGACAGACGACAAGAGCAGCAGCAGACGGUGUGUGCCCUUUGGCACUGGUCCCGGGCCCUCCAGCAGAAGGUGCUGAGCGCCUGGGGAGGCUUCGUGCAGGAGCAGCUGCGGAAGAAGGGACGGAUGGCACGGGCGGCCGAGAGCUACCAGGUGGAGCUGCUGCGCGAGGGCAUCUGCCGCAUCCUGAGAUACGUGGCCGCCAUGAAGCGGCACCGAGAGUGCUUGCAAGCCCAGCAUCAGCUGCAGGCUGCCUGUCAGCGUCACCACUUGGUCUACCGCUGCGCCAUGAUGUGGAAGCAGAAGGCUCUUUCCCUGAAGCCCAGCCUGGCACUUUCAGGCGCUGCCACCAAGAAGCACGUGACUUUUGAGGUGCCAAGCCUGGGCCGUGCCCCUCCUGGCGUUCCCAGGGGACAGGCCAACCUUCCCGGUGUGCCAAGGGAUUACCAGGCUGCUGGAGAUUCCAUCCUCACAGAUUUGUAUGCAGCUCGCCAGGUGAGGCUGCAGCCUCGUAGACCUGAUUUCCUGAUUCCAUUUCCUGAGAAAAGGGGGCUACCGCAUGCAGGGAAGUGGCUGGAAAGCUCAGCUGGUUUUGUUCAGCCAACAGCGGCAGGCCCCCUCUUGCCUGCCUCCUCCAGCAUCGAUCCUCCAGCUUCCCCUUUCAGUGGUUCCGGUUACUCUUCUGGCUCCUUCCCCAAAUCUGGGCCAUUGCCCCCCAGGAGUCCUUGGCUUCACGGUCCCACCGGUGCUGCCCCAGAGCUACAGCCUCCCUCCUCCUUCACGCUGGGGACGACGAGGGCGAGUGUCGAGAAGCCUUCCCUCAGCCCUCCGGCUGCAGCCCCUGGCAAGGAGAGGCCAGCCGUGGUCUCGAGGGGGCCUUUGCUGGUACCCGAAGAUUUUAUGAGAAGGAGGAGGAGUCCUCCUCUUUGCAGAAAAGCAGAAACCAAGCCAGGAAAGACUGAAACUCAGCAGCUGGAGGAUGAGCUCCAACUUAUUGGGCAAAAGAUGCAGUAUUACUACAGCCAGCAGCAGGAACUGAAGUUUUAUCAGCGACAGGAGCGGCUUCUUAGCAAGUGGCUGGAAUUGAGAGGAGUUGGGGAACCCACCGAUGCGCAGGAAAUCCGUGAGAAGCUGGGCCAGCUGAAGGUGCAGAUUGCCUCCCUCGUAAGCACGUUGGAAGGAGAGCGGCAGCCGAUGCAGAAAUACAUGAGCCGCGUCCAGGACAUCCGAGCUGCUCUGAAGACCUAGGCAAUGGCAUCCCCACCUCCUGUCUAGGUGAGGACUUGCUCUCCGCCCUUCCUUCUGCCUGGCCGGAGAAGCUGCGCCCACCAGCUUAGAUUGUCCCGCCCAUUCAUCGAAGGACCCUCAAACUGAACCACCCCAGGAAGGAAAGAGGGGACUUGCUUUUAAGAACGCAUCGAGAGUAUUUUCCAAAAUUAAAACACUUUAAAAGUCAAA
This is a messenger RNA of Ahaetulla prasina, 4038 nucleotides long. RefSeq names its product SFI1 centrin binding protein (gene SFI1). Gene Ontology annotation, molecular function: phosphatase binding. The record is from RefSeq and is a predicted model, not a curated record. Bases 178 to 3828 code for a protein of 1216 amino acids. NCBI's taxonomy places the organism in Eukaryota, Metazoa, Chordata, Lepidosauria, Squamata, Colubridae. The transcript has 33 exons.